GAUUGUAAAAAUGCAUUAAUGAAUGAAUAAAUGGUUUGAAUUUAACACUCAUUUUGAAUGUAUUGACAAAAACAACAAUUUAUUUAUUGUUUUGUGAUUUGGUUUGCAAUUAAAUCCCAAACACUUGUGUCCACACGUGUUGUGGUUAUGGAAAAAGGAGGCGCCAACACAUCCAAGAAGAUGACCAAAAGUGAGGCCAAAACGGCGUCGACGGCCACUCUGGCUACCGCUCCGGCCAUCUCUGGCGGCUCUCUGGCCAAUAAGACAACGCCUAAAGACAUACAGAUUGUGACACAAAUACUGAAGGAUAUGGCGAUCACUGAUUACGAGCCCCGAGUUGUCAACCAAAUGGUGGAGUUUACGUACCGCUAUGUGUCUAAUGUGUUAGAAGACGCGCAUCUGUUCUCGAGUUACGCCAAGAAGAAGGCCAUCGAUUGCGAUGACAUAAGUCUAUCGGUUCAGUUACAGGUGGACAAGGGUUUCACGGGUCCGCCGCCACGGGAUCUCCUCCUAGAGAUCGCCCGCACGAAGAAUAACCAAACACUUCCGGCCAUUAAGUCACACAACGGGCCGCGACUGCCCGCCGAUCGAUACUCACUAAUCGCCUGUAAUUACCGGCAAAAGUCAAACAAAUCAAAGCCCGCGUCGACGCCGACAACAUUCCGCUCCUCAAUGACCGGCACUUCGCUACUGAACUCGAAUGCGGGCCUCAAACCCAUGUCGAGUACACCGAAGACCGGCUCACAAACGGUCACUAUUAAGCCGAUGGAUGGAUCGCAGGGAAUGAAGCGAAAGUUAGACGACUCUUGAGUUGUUAAUUGUUAUGAUUUAUUCAUAUCUUGUGUUUAUUAUCCUAAUUAUCAUUAUAUUAUUAUUCAUUUGAAUCGCAUUUUACAUUAUAAUCAUUUAAAUUUACGCCAAUUUAAUGAAAGUUUGUUAUAAUCUAUAAAUAAAUCCAAUUUAUAACAAAUAAAUUAAUAACUUAACAAAAA
Messenger RNA from Medioppia subpectinata, 992 nucleotides. The record is from the annotation of a GenBank genome assembly. Lineage: Eukaryota; Metazoa; Arthropoda; Arachnida; Sarcoptiformes; Oppiidae.